Maylandia zebra (zebra mbuna) is the source of this 824-nucleotide messenger RNA. RefSeq names its product B-cell receptor CD22-like. Gene Ontology annotation, molecular function: transmembrane signaling receptor activity. Gene Ontology annotation, biological process: cell surface receptor signaling pathway; immune response. Gene Ontology annotation, cellular component: external side of plasma membrane. The record is from RefSeq and is a predicted model, not a curated record. NCBI's taxonomy places the organism in Eukaryota, Metazoa, Chordata, Actinopteri, Cichliformes, Cichlidae.
AUGGGGAACCUGGCUGAGAUUCGACGGAGGUCAAGUGGGCGGAACGACAUCUGGCUCCGCUCGUCUGACUGUGAGUCCCAGCAGCUCCCAGCAGCUCUGUUUAAAGAUACAUUUGUGUCUCUCAGCUGUGAGGAGGACGACAGCUCUGCUGGAUGGACUCUGAGGAGAAACACAAGCAAACAACAGAGGACUCAGUGUGGAAUAAAGUGGGGAAAAGCAUCUGGUUCCAACUGUAACAUCACUGGUGUUCUCCCAUGGGACAGUGGAGUUUACUGGUGUGAGUCCAGAGAGGGUCCCAUCAGUAACAUGGUUAAGCUGACAGUCACUGGUGGAUCAGUGAUCCUGCAGAGUCCUGUCCUCCCUGUGAUGGAGGGAGAUGACGUCACUCUGCUCUGUAAAACAAAGACCACUCCCUCCAACCUCCCAGCUGCUUUCUAUAAAGAUGGCUCCCUCAUCAGGAAGCAGCCUACAGGUCACAUGACCAUCCAACAUGUUUCCAGGUCUGAUGAAGGCCUCUACAAGUGUGACAUCAGCGGUCAUGGAGAGUCUCCAUCCAGCUGGAUCACUGUCACAGUGAUAAACACAUCCACCAGUGGUGAGCAGGGAUUGGACAAGGAGGUUGAUGAUGUCACCCCAGAGCAUCACAGAGCAGUUAUGAACUGAAUCAAACCAGCGCUGUGUGUUUAUCAGCUGUUUCCACUUUGCUUUUGUUUACAUGUUUUCUGAACCAGAUCAUAAACUUUUGACUCUACAUGUAUCAUCUGUUCUCAGGAAGACUUUGUCAUGUUCCACGAUCAUGUCCCAAAUUUGUUUAAAUCUUUAGC